Candidula unifasciata is the source of this 1050-nucleotide messenger RNA. The record is from the annotation of a GenBank genome assembly. NCBI's taxonomy places the organism in Eukaryota, Metazoa, Mollusca, Gastropoda, Stylommatophora, Geomitridae.
CAGAAAGAAAAUGUGCAACCAAGUCCUUUCCGGGUAGUCUGGAACUACCCUGAUGAAUCCUGUCAGCUCCGAAACAUCGACCUUGAGCUGUCCAAAUAUGGCAUCGUCACCAAUGAACCCAGGACUUUCGUUGGCAACGAGAUCGCAACCCUGUAUUCCUCCAAGGUUGGUCUAUGGCCAAGUUUUGAAGAUGACAACAUCACACAGCCAAUCAAUGGAGGUAUACCACAGUUGGCCAACCUGACUGCCCACCUGGAUCAGCUGCGGAAGGAUAUCGCCAAGCAAAUACCGGCAAGCUCAACAGGGUAUGCUGUCUUAGACCAGGAAGAAUGGCGUACCCUCUAUGACCUUAACUAUGGGAUGUACACAGUUUACAAACAUGCCAGCGUAGUCGAAGCCAAUAACAAACAGGGAUCUGCUGAAGAAGAAUGGAACAAGAGUGCCAGGGAAUUUAUGGAGCAGAGCCUGCUGGAGGCGAGAGCGGUUCGUCCUAACGCCCACUGGGGGUACUACCUGUACCCUCAGACUUGGGGGGAUGCAGAGCAAACUCGAGCCGUCAAUGACAGAAUAUCGUGGUUGUGUCGAGCCAGUACGGGCAUUUACCCAUCUAUCUAUUUACGAGACAUGACUUCCAGUGAGAUGAAACAGCGGGUAGAAUCAACUCUAAACGAGGCUAUAAGGAUGCGAGCUAUGUAUGGUCAAGCUAGCACUCCAAUUGUAGCGUAUACGAUAGUACAGGCAGACAAUUUCUUUAGUAAGGAUAUUCUCGAUUACGCUAUUGGUCUAAGCGCAGAGAUGGGCAUCGAUGGGGUCAUCAUCUGGGGAUCUUCUAGAAGGUUCAAGCCAAAUCCCGCUGAGAAAUGUAAUGGGAUCAAAAAAUAUGUGCAUGAUAUCUUAGGUCCGUAUGUGUCUCAGCUAACGGACAAAUUCACCAACUGUAGUAUACGUUUGUGUGGCGGGCGAGGUAGGUGUGUGAGGAAAGACUAUGCGCGUAGCAUUAGCAGACAUACUGGAAGCGUCUUCCCAGACAGGCCGGGCUCCACUUGCUAG